AUGCUGCGUCGACAAGUGCGAGAGCGCAGACAGUAUGUGUAUGCGAAAUCCCUCGAAGCGCAAGAGAGACAAACAUACGAGAGAAAGCAACAGCUGAAAGAUGUUCUGGCGACGGGCAAAAAAUUACCCACAGAGUUGAAGAAAGAUGCAAAGGAUCUUGGGAAGGACUUGGCAUUUGAUGAAGCGCAAGCAGAUCCGACCACACAUAUCGACAAUGAGUAUUCUCGUGCGGGCUUUCAGGACCCAAAAAUAGUGAUUACAACAUCGAGGGAUCCAAGCUCCAAACUUUUACAAUUUACCAAGGAACUGAGACUUGUUUUCCCGGGCUCUCACAGAAUAAAUCGUGGAAAUUAUGUUGUGAAAGAGCUGGCAGAGGCUUGCAGAGCGAAUGAGGUGACAGAUUUAAUUGUUCUUCAUGAACAUCGCGGAAUACCAGAUGCCAUGAUCGUUUCCCACUUUCCCCAUGGACCCACUGUUUAUUUUACGUUGAACAACGUCGCUCUUCGGCAUGACAUCGGGACAUACAAAAAUUCAACCGUUUCCGAGCAAUACCCACACCUGAUAUUCGAAAAUUUCUCUUCACGCCUCGGUGAACGCGUGCGAGACGUGCUGAAAUACUUGUUCCCAGUGCCGAAGGAGGACAGCAAACGUGUAAUGACGUUUGCGAAUGACGAUGAUUUUAUUUCAUUCAGGCAUCACGUCUUUGUGAAAACAGGUCGUCAGGUGCAAUUGGCCGAAGUUGGACCUCGAUUUGAGAUGAAACCCUAUGAAAUUAGACAAGGAACUAUAGAACAAACGGAAGCUGAGCGGGAAUGGGUCCUUACUCACUAUACACGCACUGCGAAGAAGCGGAGUGUUCUCUCAGGCCCACGUUCAUCAGAACCUCCUACCAAGCGCACCAAGCACAGAUAG
Messenger RNA from Laccaria bicolor S238N-H82, 912 nucleotides. RefSeq lists its product as uncharacterized. The record is from RefSeq and is a predicted model, not a curated record. Gene Ontology annotation, molecular function: snoRNA binding; rRNA primary transcript binding. Lineage: Eukaryota; Fungi; Basidiomycota; Agaricomycetes; Agaricales; Hydnangiaceae. The transcript has 7 exons. Gene Ontology annotation, cellular component: small-subunit processome; Mpp10 complex; nucleolus. Bases 1 to 912 code for a protein of 303 amino acids. Gene Ontology annotation, biological process: rRNA processing.